Molecule: messenger RNA, 3491 nt
Organism: Formica exsecta
Lineage: Eukaryota; Metazoa; Arthropoda; Insecta; Hymenoptera; Formicidae
Product: proto-oncogene tyrosine-protein kinase ROS-like
Exons: 10
Coding region: 458-3100 (880 amino acids)
Biological process (GO): cell surface receptor protein tyrosine kinase signaling pathway; regulation of TOR signaling; protein phosphorylation
Cellular component (GO): signaling receptor complex
Molecular function (GO): ATP binding; protein binding; transmembrane receptor protein tyrosine kinase activity
Source: RefSeq, a predicted model, not a curated record
UCAUUUGAUUAGAACCGCAUGAUACAAAGUUUCAGUCCUUUAAGAACGACAUGCACGAAUAGUGGGCUCUCGAGAGCACGCAUAGUAUAUAUAUAAAAUUUAUAAAAAAAGGUUAUCACAAUUACAGUUUUUCAUUAAACAAAACAUAUAGAAAAUAUAUAUGAUCUGUUAAAACUUGGCGCAUGAAUAGUGACAAAACAAAAGAUUUAUAAUUCAGUAACUUCCUGAUUGUCUAUAAUUUUCUUGCUUUUCUAUUAGAUUAUAUUAAAAGGAACUAAUAAGAAAGAGACUAAUAACAUUUAUAUUAUUGUUUAAUACAACCAAAUGCAUACGUAUCAGUGUUGGCAUUGGCUUUCAUGGAAAAAGAAUAUCGAAAAAAUCGCUAUUCAUAGCUAAGCCGCCAAGGAUUGUGCGGAAACUGAUUGAGCGCAAGUAUUUAUAAAAAAACAGAAUUAUUAUGUCAAAGACGGUAUUAUGUGUUUUACUGAAGGUGUUAAUGUCAGCGAGAGCGGAUAUUUCACCAAAGGAUCUGAAUUCAAACGUCACACAGGAUAUUCCACUAUCCGAGAACAACGAUUAUCACAUUUUACAGAAUCUUAAAUCUGACCGAAGUCAACCUGAUAGUGUGAAUGUGGGAAACAAAAUUGAUGAGAUUCCAUUUACAAAUAUGUCCGUGAUCCCAGAAUCUACUGAUAGCACUUUGCGCAAACCAACAUCUCUCAAAGCAUUUGUCGAGUUCUACAAUGGGUUCCCAAAUAAAGAAGACGACAUUUAUGUGACAUUCAGAUGGAACCAACCUAAUAUUACAGACAAAUUAAUACAAGGAUACACAGUGCAGUGUUGGUUCAUCGAGAACCAAAAAGAGAUUCAAAUUUGCAACAACGAAAGUAUCUCAGCUGCGAUAUUGGAACGCACAGUGCACAAUUUAAAACCUAACACGACAUACUAUUUUCAAGUACAAGCACAUACUAAAGUUGGUGCUGGCCCUUACACAAAUUUAAUUAAUGUUUCGACUACGCACGAAAAUCCAAUACCGCGAUUAUUGACCAUAUCGAACAAUGGUAUCGAUAUAUGGGAUUUGGAUUCAAAAAUCAACGUUAAUCUCGUUGUGGAUAAUGACAUACAAAGUGUCGCUUAUUGGAUAGUGGAACAUAAAAUUUUUUGGAGCAACCAAAAGAGAGAAAUAAUGAUGUUGAAAAUGAAUGAAAACAAUUACACAAUGAAAAAUAUUACAAAAAUAACUGAGCUUCAAUAUGUUGCGCGCGAUCUCUGCAUCGACUGGAUAGCGAGAAAUCUGUACUGGAUGGAAUCCGACUAUAUAUCUGGUUUUCGUGACAUUGUGAAGCUCGACUUAACAAUGUGGGAAAAUGGCAUAAUCAAAUAUGAUAAAAUAUCAAAAAUAAAAACCUAUCUUGACAUUGAUCGUUUAACUAUAUUACCGUCUAUAGGAACUUUAUAUUGGACAAAUUACUCUACGGAUAAUAAAUGUCAGAUAAUACAAUCGGAUCUUGAUGGAAAAAACGCUCGAACCUUUCAGAACAACAGCUUUAUUAUGUCCUUAUUACGAUUCCCACUCUAUACGUCAAAUUAUUUAGUUGAUAUGAAAAUUGACGACAUGAAUACUAAGGAGCCGCUAGUUUAUUGGCUAUGGCAUGAUUUUUUGUUUGUGACAGACAUUAACGUUUUUAUAUACAAUUUGAUUUUGCAUGUCGAUAAUUUUACCAAAAAUGACUAUCAAAUAAGGUUUCAAUCUUUAACAAUUGACAAGACAAACAUUUACAUUUCUACAGCUUUAAAUAAAAAUAUAUAUGUUUUGAAAAAAGAGUAUGCACUUCUCACGAGCGAAGACGCAUUCAAAAACAUCGAAAAAAAAACAGCGUCUUCCUGGAUUAAUUACUUGUAUGCUUUCGGUAAAUCUUUGCAACCUCCGAGGAGAAAUCUAACGUCUGACAAAAUAGUUGAUAAUGUAAAAAUAUUAAAGCAAAUAUUAGUUAAGGAAUAUUAUCUAUCAUUCCACUUAAGCAGUGUCGCUAUAGUUACUAUAAUCUGGAUCUACUACUUUUACUAUUUGUAUCAACGCAAAAAAAGUAACGAGCAGGUUUUGCCUCCGAUAAUGACUGACAUCGAAUUAGCGAUUCUACGUGAAUUCCCUAUCAAUAAUAUUCAAUGCAAUAUGUUAUACAAACCUAUGUUGCAAUAUAAUUCGGAUGUACUGAUCAAAAUCAAACGUGAGCAGAUCACGCUAGAAAAAUGUUUAGGCAGCGGCGCAUUCGGAAGGGUGUUUCAAGGAAAAGUAAAGAAUUUAGAAGGACCGGACAUAGAGAUACCCGCUGCCAUAAAAAUGCUUCGAAAGAAUGCUUCUUCGCAAGACAAAGAGAAAUUUUUAGAAGAGGCCAGGCUUAUGAAUUACUUCCGACAUAAACAUGUACUAAGAUUGCUGGCCGUCUGCUUAGACGAAGAUUCUCCAUUAAUUGUAUUGGAAUUAAUAGAGAUUGGUGAUCUGCUACAAUAUUUAAGAGAUAGUAGAAAAUUGCAACCGUCAGAUUUGCACGUUCUGCGUCUGCAAGAUUUGUUUGCCAUGUGUGAAGAUGUUGCGCGAGGCUGUUGCUACCUGGAAAAUCUGCAUUUUGUUCAUAGGGAUCUCGCGGCUCGAAAUUGCUUAGUAUCCGCUAGAGAUCGCGAGAACCGUGUUAUUAAAAUUGGCGAUUUUGGACUAACCAGAGAUAUUUCCAAGAAUAAAUAUCACCGCUCGGAAGGACAAUAUGAGCUCCCUAUUUGCUGGAUGGCACCGGAAUCUCUGUUGGUGGACGGAAUAUUUACUUCCCAGAGCGACGUUUGGUCAUUCGGGAUUCUAAUGUGUGAAAUUACAUCAUUGGGUGAGCAUCCCUACCCUGGCAUGACUUUUGUGGAAGUGAUAGAUUAUGUACACGCUGGAGGCAGGUUGUCAAUGCCUCUCAAUUGUCCACCGACUUUGUACGAGUUGAUGUCACGUUGCUGGAAUCCAGCGGAUGAUAGACCGAACUUCGAACUUUGUCUCGAAAAUAUUAUAGCUCUAAGAAAUAAUAUAGAAGAUACUUUCCUGAAUCCAGUGGAUAUCUAACCGAUGAAAUUAAAUUAAUUAAUGACGUUAUUUUCCAAAUGAUCCAAUGAGAAAUUCAACGUAGGUAAAAUAAUUUUAAAAAAAAGACUAAUAUUCUGGCGUUUUCAAGUUUAAUUUUAAUAUAUUAGAGUUGCCGAUAAAGAUAAGAAAGACAUUCUUCAAUUUUGAUCUGCAAAAAAUUUUGAUGAUGAAAAAACACAACACUUGUUUUUACAAUUGUAAAUAACGUAAUGCUGACUAGUACUUUGUUAGUACUUUCGAAUAAUCUUCUAAUUACUAUAAUUAUCUGUAGAUUGCUACAGUAAUUUUAAAAAUAAUGUCUAUUUUUCAUAUUAUAUUAACAUCCUGUUUUAUAUUCUUAUAUUUUUUCUUACUUAAAUGCUUACAUAAA